AUGGACUUUUAUUGUGUGAUACAAGUACGGCUUGAGGGUCGUGGUGUUCGUAACGUACCUGUUGGUGUUGGUUAUUCACAGGGAACUUCUGUUCAGGCUGUGCUCGAAAGGGCUUGUAAAAAAUUAGGCAUCUACGAUUCUUGGAAUUACGCUUUAUAUAGUCAACUUUUCAAAACAUGGUUGUGUGAAACUCACUUACUCUCUUCAUAUCCUGAAGAAGAUACGUUGAUUAUACGCAAAAAAACACCCGCAUAUAUUGAAAUUGUAUAUAAUGAAGAAAAUCCCAGGAAGCGGCGAACGUCAUCUAAUACUCUAAGUCCAAAUACUGCGGCACAAACAAAACGUCGAGGUGUUUUCAGCAGUACGAAAACAUGUUUGAAGACUCGUUUUCAGACUGAAACCAUCUAUCUGACAACAAUUUUGUUUGCAAGUGACGGUAAAGUUCUAAUAACUUCCGGAAGUAGAAUGUUUCCUACCAUCGAGGUAAUACGUAACAGUAAAAUAUUUGGAAAUUUUGAGGAUGACAGUGAUGAAUUCGCCCAAGUGAUAAGAACCUCAUUGGAUUGGACAACCUCAGUAGAUAAUGAGAAAGAUGAUACUUCAAGUGAUACGGAUUCGCUUCAUUCAAAUUCAAGCACUGGUGAUUCAACUGAUUCAACACCCGCCUUCUCUCAGAAUUACUACUUCUGCGACCACGAUACCUUAUGGUCACGUUCUUUUGCUCAAGCUGCCAUAAAGUUAAAAAAUGAGUUGUCCUUAGAAUCAUUGGGUACAAUGUAUGAACAUGUGGUACCAAUGAAUUCAACGAAAGCCAAAUUUAUUGUGUCCAUACAGCAUGUUCCGAACAGUACCAGAGAAGAAAUUGCCCCCGAUCUGCUCAAAGCUGGAAUAUUGAAAUGGAAAAAUUUCGAUGAGAUCAACAACAUCUAUCAAAAAGAUUUUCAUCCGAUUUGGGUAAAAUACAUUGAGAACUGGUGUUCGAGGCAAAUAAAAUUAUCACCCGGACUUUAUUUGGGCGUCUUAUACACUGAAAGUACACUGCAAGGUAUAAAAAUUUUAGUACCAAAAGAUCGCAAACAUUUUAUUCCCCUGGAUAAAAUUCGUGAUGAGGCCACAAUAACUCCUGAGGAAGCUAGUUGGAUUAAAUCUUUGACGUGCUUGAGUCAAGAUUGUUUUAUGGACUUGGCAUCUUCAACUAGAACCGAUGAGAACAAAUCAAAUUUAGGACAGUUCCAAGCUUCAUUUGUAGAAUCUUAUCACAAAUUACAACGUGAUACAAAUUUAACGUGGGAAGUUAGCGAUAUAUACAACGAACAAACUGUGGACAUUUAUCUAGACCUACAGACAAAUCAAUUAUACACAAUGAUGGGUGAACUCGAUGAUAAUAUCACCACCGAGCAAUGCGGAACUUCCCACCUUGAUCUAUGCCUGGAUCCUAAUACCAAAAUUGGGCCUAGGAGUAGUAGUAAACGUAGUAGCAAAUUAUCUCAACAGGUUGAUCUGAGAUUUGAGGAAAAUGUGGAAAACCGAACGAAAGGUUCAACUACUAAAUCAGAUCAACAAUAUGAAGAUAUUGAACAAAAUGAAUCGAUUGAUUAUAAAGAAGAUGUUGUGUUCGUUGUUUCUGCUGAUAACAGAGAGAAAGACGUUGACGGCGAUAUUGUUAAUGAGGAGGCAACUUUAGCAUCAUCAAAUACAUCUUUUAAUAAUAUUAACUACAUCAAACCGUUCGUUCGCAUUGUUUUUGUAGUUAAACCUAUGCGGCAACCUCAUCAAAUUCGUGAUCCAUAUUAUUCUACGCUAUGUAUGCUGUAUCCAUUUCCACUAUAUGAUUCUUUACAAAAUGCUGCAUUCAAUACCUCUUUGUAUGCAUGUUCUCGUCGCGCGAUGCAAAUUCUGCAAGCUAGUCGAACUUAUUUCACUCAUGAAUUGGUUCAACAUCUGCAGAAAAUCGAUAAUUUCGCUGAGAUCAAUGAGCACAAUGUAGACGAUUUCUUCUUUGACCCGGAUGAGCUCUUGAAAGUUCCUGACGAUGCAAGAAAAAUUCACCAAGCCCUCGAGAUUAUAAAAGAAGAAAUUGUUAAUCUUAGGCAACAAUGGAAUGCAGCAUCAUGGACAAUGACCGCUAUGGAGUGGGAUCGCCAAAGAACAAUACAAGCUUAUAGUUUUGGUGGUAGACCAAUGGGUUUAAACAUUUCCUCAAGAAAUUUAUCUCUGAAUCGUGCAGCUUCUGCUCAAAAUGUUCAUCUGUCAAAUAAUAGUAAUGAAGAAAACGAUGAAAAUUCCGAUCUUAGGAGCCUACGGACCAACAAAAAUGAUGCUGCGUCACGAAUAGAAAUUUUACGGGGUCUUAUGUUUCAUGCGCCUGAUCGUGCAUGGAACCAUAUUCGUUUCCUAGGGAUUCCUUUACCAACCUUUAGCAACAAUAAAUUUGAAGUUUUCAAUGAAGAUUACAAUAAUAGACAGAAGAAAAAUAAUAAGUUAUCCUCUAAAACUUCGAGGAACGCCUCUUACAAACCUCCACCACCAAUUUUGAUGUCAUACUUAUCAUCAAUGCCUACAUUGAUUCCAAUGGUCCCAGAGAAAAAACGGUCGUCUGUAUCAUCAGCAUUAUCUAGUCAUUCCAGUAAUUCAAGCCAAUCAACGACAGUUCCGCCUCUAUUACCAGCUAGAAAAAAGUCUGCAGGUCAUAGAUUAAUGAGAACCCUUGGAUUUGGUAGCCGCGGGCAUCAACAAAAUAUUGAUCAACCUGAAUUGCCCAGAAAGUUUUCGGAUAAAUUAAAAAAUCCAAAGGAAUCCCAAGUUCGCGAAAAAGAUGGUUUUGAGGAAACAACGAUCAUCAAUGUUCCUUUGGUCUCAUCACCUCUUCUUACUCCAUCGUUCCUCCGGUCUGAAGAGAAAAUCGUCGACGAACCUGAAGCUAUCCGAAGCGUAGAUAAUAUAACAGAGGAUGCCGAUGAUUUAUUUUCUGCUGACGUAAUUGAACAUCGACAAGAAAGUGAUGCACAGAUUCACGUGGAAUCUCAAUCUGAACAUAGGUCUUUUGAAAUUAAGGUUACUGCAGAUGAACCUAUCGAAGUUAUUACAGAUGACUCGAAGGACGUUGCUGAUGAACCUAUCGAAGUUGCUGCAGAUAAUUUGAUUGUUGAUGUUUAUGAAACUACGAUUGUUGCUACAGAAGAUAUCUCGGUAAUAAAUAAUGGAACUGUCUCUCAGGAUACUGCAAAUGUUGAUUCCGUAGAAGUCACAAGUGAAAUCGACUCAGAGAGCAACUUCG
This is a messenger RNA of Acaulospora morrowiae, 3277 nucleotides long. The record is from the annotation of a GenBank genome assembly. Lineage: Eukaryota; Fungi; Glomeromycota; Glomeromycetes; Diversisporales; Acaulosporaceae.